Messenger RNA from Pseudophryne corroboree (corroboree frog), 5147 nucleotides. RefSeq names its product zinc finger protein 585A-like. Bases 171 to 3659 code for a protein of 1162 amino acids. Gene Ontology annotation, biological process: regulation of gene expression. Gene Ontology annotation, cellular component: nucleus. The record is from RefSeq and is a predicted model, not a curated record. NCBI's taxonomy places the organism in Eukaryota, Metazoa, Chordata, Amphibia, Anura, Myobatrachidae. The transcript is spliced from 8 exons.
UACACUACUUCCGUCCUGUGCGUUUUACCGCAGUUCCGGCCUGUGUGUUCCACCUUACUUCCGGUAACUGCGUUCCACACACAGGAAGUGAGUUUCCAUCGACUGCUGCAGCCUCCUAGUGUUCGUCGUGAUCAGACACUCCAGCUGUGAGGACCCAGAGACUUUAUUACAUGUCACAUGUUCUGUAUUCUCAUCCAUCACUAAGCAUGGACACGGCCAGGAGUCACAGGACUGAGGUGAUAAUAAAUAUCACCCUGGAGAUCAUCUACCUGUUGACUGGAGAGGAUUACACAGUAGUGAGGAAGACAUCUGGUGAGUAUGAGACACCCAGCAGCCGUCUCCGCAUGUCAGGAGGACUGAGCAGGACCCAGAGCCCCAUCACGGUGCCUCAACCUCACUCACUGAUACAUGAGAGCCACAAUGACCAGAAAAUCCUGGAACUCACCAACAAGAUCAUUCAGCUGCUGACUGGAGAGGAGGGGGAGUAUAUAGAGAAACACAGGGGUCUGUACAAGGACGUGAUGAUGGAGAAUCACCGGCCCCUCACAUCACUGGAAGGACCCAGUAACAGAGAUACCCCAGAGAGAUGUCCCCGUCCUCUGUAUUCCCAGGACUGUACAGAGGAGAAUCACAGGAUCCCACAGGAGGAUCAGUUAGAACACCUGUUUGAUAUUAAAACAGAAGAUAUAGAGGGAGAAGAAGAGACGUAUGUGACUGAUAUGAAGGCUGAAGAUAUAGAGGGAGAAGAAGAGACGUAUGUGACUGAUAUGAAGGCAGAAGAUAUAGAGGGAGAAGAAGAGACGUAUGUGACUGAUAUGAAGGCAGAAGAUAUAGAGGGAGAAGAAGAGACGUAUGUGAGGGGUGAUCAGCUGUGUAAGGAGGAGGAAAUCCCUACAGAUAUCAGCACAGCAGAUGGACACACAAGCAGGAACAUCUCAGAAGGACAUCUAAUGUUAUCCCCGGAUUGUGACAUAAAAGAUAAUGACAGCAGACAGGAUUCUCCAGGAGAUAACCCCAUUACCCCAAUUAUACAUCCAGCUCUAUCAGCUGAUCCUGGGAAAUGUUCUCCUGAUCACUCUAAUAUUGGUGCAUCUAUUACAGCUCUGACAGUAGAUACAGUGUUUCCCUGUUCUAUAGAUGCCAAAUGUUUUACACAGAACACAAACCUUAUUACCCAUCAACCAGCUAAGGCAGAUGAGAGGCCAUUUCCAUGUUCUGAGUGUGGGAAAUGUUUUACACGGAAAUCACAUCUUGUUACACAUCAGAGAAGUCACACAGGUGAGAAUCCAUUUUCUUGCUCUGAGUGUGGGAAAUGUUUUAUACAGAAAUCAGAUCUUGUUAAACAUCAGAGAAGUCACACAGGUGAGAAGCCAUUUUCUUGCUCUGAGUGCGGGAAAUGUUUUACCCUGAAAUCAAAUCUUGUUACACAUCAGAGAAGUCACACAGGUGAGAAUCCAUUUCUAUGUUCUGAGUGUGGGAAAUGUUUUAAAUACAAAUCAGUUCUUGUUACACACCAGAGUAGUCACACAGGUGAGAAGCCAUUUUCUUGCUCUGAGUGUGGGAAAUGUUUUACCCAGAAAUCACAACUUGUUACACAUCAGAGAAGUCACACAGGUGAGAAACCAUUUUCUUGCUCUGAGUGUGGGAAAUGUUUUACCCAGAAAUCACAACUUGUUACACAUCAGAGAAGUCACACAGGUGAGAGGCCAUUUCCGUGUUCUGAGUGUGGGAAAUGUUUUACACAGAAAUCAGAUCUUGUUACACAUCAGAGAAGUCACACAGGUGAGAAUCCAUUGUCUUGCUCUGAGUGUGGGAAAAGUUUUACAUACAAAACACUUGUAAUACAUAAUAGAAUACAUACAGGUGAGAAACCAUAUUCCUGUUCUGAGUGUGGGAAAUGUUUUACAUACAAAACAACUCUUGAUGCACAUAAGAGAAGUCACACAGGUGAGAAGCCAUUUUUUUGCUCUGAGUGCAGGAAAUGUUUUAUCCGGAAAUCACAACUUGUUACACAUCAGCGAAGUCACACAGGUGAGAGACCGUUUCCAUGUUCUGAGUGUGGGAAAUGUUUUGCACACAAAUCAGAUCUUGUUAGACAUAACAGAAGUCACACAGGUGAGAAGCCAUUUUCUUGCUCUGAGUGCGGGAAAUGUUUUACACGGAAAUCACAACUUGUUACACAUCAGCGAAGUCACACAGGUGAGAAUCUAUUUUCUUGCUCUGAGUGCGGAAAAUGUUUUACCUGGAAAUCACAACUUGUUAUACAUCAGCGAAGUCACACAGGUGAGAAGUCAUUUCCAUGUUCUGAGUGUGGGAAAUGCUUUGCACAGAAAUCAGAUCUUGUUAGACAUAACAGAAGUCACACAGGUGAGAAGCCAUUUUCUUGCUCUGAGUGCGGGAAAUGUUUUACACGGAAAUCACAACUUGUUGCACAUCAGCGAAGUCACACAGGUGAGAAUCUAUUUUCUUGCUCUGAGUGCGGAAAAUGUUUUACCUGGAAAUCACAACUUGUUAUACAUCAGCGAAGUCACACAGGUGUGAAGUCAUUUCCAUGUUCUGAGUGUGGGAAAUGCUUUGCACAGAAAUCAGAUCUUGUUAGACAUAACAGAAGUCACACAGGUGAGAAGCCAUUUUCUUGCUCUGAGUGCGGGAAAUGUUUUACACGGAAAUCACAACUUGUUACACAUCAGCGAAGUCACACAGGUGAGAAUCUAUUUUCUUGCUCUGAGUGCGGAAAAUGUUUUACCUGGAAAUCACAACUUGUUAUACAUCAGCGAAGUCACACAGGUGUGAAGUCAUUUCCAUGUUCUGAGUGUGGGAAAUGCUUUGCACAGAAAUCAGAUCUUGUUAGACAUAACAGAAGUCACACAGGUGAGAAGCCAUUUUCUUGCUCUGAGUGCGGGAAAUGUUUUACACGGAAAUCACAACUUGUUACACAUCAGCGAAGUCACACAGGUGAGAAUCUAUUUUCUUGCUCUGAGUGCGGAAAAUGUUUUACCUGGAAAUCACAACUUGUUAUACAUCAGCGAAGUCACACAGGUGAGAAGUCAUUUCCAUGUUCUGAGUGUGGGAAAUGCUUUGCACAGAAAUCAGAUCUUGUUAGACAUAACAGAAGUCACACAGGUGAGAAGCCAUUUUCUUGCUCUGAGUGUGGGAAAUAUUUUGCACGGAAAGCAGAUCUUAUUACACAUCAGCGAAGUCACACAGGUGAGAGGCCAUUUCCAUGUUCUGAGUGUGGGAAAUGUUUUGCACAGAAAUCACAUCUUGUUGUACAUCAGCUAAGUCACACAGGUGAGAAUCCAUUUCCUUGCUCUGAGUGUGAGAAAUGUUUUACCUGGAAAUCACAACUUGUUACACAUCAGCGAAGUCACACAGGUGAGAAGCUAUUUCCAUGUUCUGAGUGUGGGAAAUGUUUUGCACACAAAUCAGAUCUUGUUAGACAUAACAGAAGUCACACAGGUGAGAAGCCAUUUUCUUGCUCUGAGUGCAGGAAAUGUUUUAUCCGGAAAUCACAACUUGUCACACAUCUGCGAAGUCACACAGGUGAGAAGCCAUUUUCUUGCUCUGAGUGUGGGAAAUGUUUUACACAGAAAUCAGAACUUGUUACACAUCAGCGAAGUCACACAGGUGAGAGGCCAUUUCCAUGUUCUGAGAAAUAAAUCAGCUCUUGUUGCACACAAUAGACAUCACUCAGGUGAGGAACCAUUUUAGUCUUCUGGAGUAUACUACUUAUUGCCAUGUAAUGUUCUUCAAGGUUCUUAUCCUAUCUCUUAUGCUUUUUGCAAUAUACAUGCUACCACUGGGUAUAAUAAUCAGACGUCAUGUCCAUAUCUACCACAGCUAUGCAGAUGACCUGCCUUUUGCUCCAAGUACUGAGAACCCAGUACCAAUCCUAAAUGGUAGUCUAGCUGAGCUCCAGGUGUGGGUGAUGCCAGUUGCCUGUGACUCAGUCCUGGUGAAACAGGUCCUUAUGAUAGAAGCUCACCAACAAAGGGCAGGGCUACAGCUCAGCUUUGCAAACCAACCAGACUUACGCUUGGGGGUUCAUAGUUACAAAAUGCUGAUCCUGUGUGGAAUCUUGGUGUCCUAGAUGGUGGAAUGACAGAUAUCAGGUAUCAGUCACAAUCAGAUCCUCAUCUGAGGAACUUAGCCAGACUCCAGCACUUAUUUCCCUCAGAAGAUCUACCUACAGUCAUACAUGCACUUGUAUCAUCACUCCUAGAAUACUGUAAUGUCCUCUACCUGGGUCUCCCAGCAAAAGAAUUGCACCGCUUACAGCUUGUACAGAAUGCAGCAGCCAGGAUGUUACCUAAUCAGCCCGUUCCUGCCACAUAACAUCUAUUUUCUGCUCCCUUCACCAGCUGACUGUAAGAUGGUGACUCUGGGCCUAAUUCAGGUUGGAUUGCAGUGUGCAAUCCACACGGAAUUAUUGAGAAAAAGUUGCGGGCGCAUGCGCAGCGCCCGUCCUGCACAUGCGCCUGCAUUCUCUGCGAAGGGCAGCAGAAAAUGCGAUUGCUCCUUGUUAAUCAGGCAGAGGUGGUCACGGGGUGGGGGGCAAUGCUCCAUUUACAGGAAGAAGAUGGAGAUUUGCAAGUGCGGACGGGAGGUGGACAAACGGGGGCGUGAUCACGGUGGCUGCAUGGCAUCACACGCAGCUGUCGCGAUAGAGGAGAAUGCGAUGGGGCUAUGCUGUGCCGCCAGGAUGCUUCACUAAUUUCUAAGAUAAAGCAGAAAUUGUGAAGCGAUCGCAAUUUCUGCUUCAUCAAGGGGGAGGCGCCGGUCAGCAUACUGGGGUGGCCUUGCCCUGCGAUGAGUGGCCCCUAGCACGCUAGAAAAAGGAUUGCAAAUUCUGCUAAUUAGCAGCAUCUGCUAUCCUUACUGAUUUACUGUAUGCCCCUAUUACAGAAUCUUACUGACUCUCCCAGCCCUACAUGACCAGGGUACAUGUACCAGAAGCAGCUUCUGCCUCCUUACUGCCCUGGUUACUUCCAUCUGUUGAUGAAGGACUGUUAGUAGUACCAUAAAUCCCCAAGCAGUGUUUAGAUGUCGGGGAGACAGGUGGGUGGCAGUGGCAAUAGUGGGGGAGAGACUGGGUGGAAGGAGACAGGGUGGUGGCAGUAGUGCGGGGAGACAGGUUAGUUGGCAGC